Messenger RNA from Gigantopelta aegis, 1152 nucleotides. Its product is annotated as sorbitol dehydrogenase-like. The coding region runs from base 94 to 1038 and encodes 314 amino acids. The transcript is spliced from 9 exons. Lineage: Eukaryota; Metazoa; Mollusca; Gastropoda; Neomphalida; Peltospiridae. The record is from RefSeq and is a predicted model, not a curated record. Gene Ontology annotation, biological process: D-sorbitol catabolic process. Gene Ontology annotation, molecular function: L-iditol 2-dehydrogenase (NAD+) activity; zinc ion binding.
ACUAAUUUGACAGCAAUUCUGUACAAGAAAGGCGACCUUCGUUUGGAAGAUUUGCCUGCUCGAGAACCAGGACCAGGAGAAGUACAGCUGAGCAUGCGAGAUGUGGGGAUUUGUGGCUCGGACAUACACUACUGGGUGAAUGGUGCUAUUGGAGAUUUCAUCGUGAAGGCACCGAUGGUGAUCGGCCAUGAAGCCAGCGGUGUUGUAACCAAACUUGGCGAGGGUGUAUCCAGUCUUAAAAUUGGUGAUCGAGUGGCUAUUGAACCCGGCGUCCCCUGUCGCAUGUGUAAGUUCUGUAAGAUUGGACGGUACAACCUCUGCCAUGACAUGAAGUUCUGUGCCACGCCCCCUAUCCAUGGCAACCUGGCAAGACUGUACACACACGCAGCUGAUUUCUGUUUUAAACUUCCCGACCACGUGAGCACGGAAGAAGGAGCGUUGUUGGAGCCGCUGUCUGUCGCCGUUCACGCGUGUAACCGUGCCGAUGUUGGACUUGGACACAAAGUCCUCAUUUGUGGAGCAGGUCCGAUUGGUCUGGUUAAUCUGCUCACUGUGAAGGCCAGGGGAGCAUCUGAAGUGUGUAUAACAGAUAUUGACCAAACUAGAUUAGAGUUUGCUAAGAAACUUGGAGCAGAUUUUACAAUCAAGGUGACCAAAGAUCCGAAAGAGACAGCGUUACAAGUGGAGGAAGUGUUUGGCCAGCCGGCUGACAUCACAAUAGAGUGCAGUGCAGCGCCAUCUAGUAUCAAAACUGCAAUCUUUGCAACUUGUUCUGGUGGUUGUGUACUGCUAGUUGGCAUGUGUCCAGGAGAGAUCCAGCUUCCGAUAGUCAAUGCAGCAGUGAGAGAAGUGGACAUCAAGGGAGUGUUCCGAUAUGCAAACUGCUACCCCACUGCUCUGGCCAUGAUAGCCGCGGAUAAAGUGGACGUCAAGCCUCUUAUCACCCACCGCUUCAAACUGGAACAGACUCUGGAGGCCUUCGAAACAGCCAAGAGCGGGAAAGGAGUUAAAGUUAUGAUUAACUGUGAAAGAAAAUAAACUAUACUCUUCAAAAGAAGAAACGCAAAACCACAUUGUCGUAACAUUUGGAGAAUUUAUUUAAUUAUUGAAUGGUGAGUCCAAUAAUUACCAAAUGUUGCAGGAUUGUUCACA